AUGUCUUAUCAACGAUACGAGCUUGAAUUUCCGGACGACGACAGCAUCCCGUCGGACAUACAACGCCUGAAGAUAGACUAUAUGAACUGCGGGAACGAGGAGGUCGGGGUUGCAUACUGCCUCGCUCUGUUAAGGGCAGGAGAAGUCGACUACCAGGUGUGGGAGCAACUCACUGCUCUCUUCGAAGAUUUUGUGUUUCAGCGAGAGGUGCUGGAGCAGAGCAAUGUGAGCGAAGCGCUGAAGCCCUGGCUCUCGAAGCUGCGAAGCAUGGCUCAAAAGUGCUGCCGACAGGAGUGCGUGGAGAUCCUCAGCACUGUGAAGUCCAUACUGGACAGCAUGAAGCCGAAGCUGGCGGAGAAUUCAAGAUUCCUUCCGGAGCGUCCAUCUCAAAGCAGAGGCUACAAGCGCAAACGCCUUAACGGCCCGCAUGCCCCCCAAAAGAAAUCCAAGAGGCCGCCCCUGAACCCCAACACGCACGAUCAGGACCUGUCGGACGUGAGCCAAGAGUCGACGGAGGAGCAAACAAGCACGAUGCAGGAGAUCGCCCGUCGGGGUCAGAAGCGAUGGGCGGAGAAGCUCAAGAAGCUCAAGGAGCGCUGGGCCAAGCUGCAGGUGGUUUCCGCCAACCCCACCUUCGACAAGCAGAUCAGCUACUGCAAGGCGAUGAAGCUGAAGAAGCAGAAGGAAGCGCUCCUCCUCUAUUUUCAGAUGUCCGCCAAGGAACAGCUCAUCGUGCCCCUGGACUUUCUCGAGACCGACUCGGACUGCGAGGAUGUUUCCAACGAGAGGAGGUUCGAGGCCGUUGGAGGACGAGACAGCAAGUCGUUCGUGGGAUGGGUUGGUUUCCAGAUCCUCCCAGCGCAAGCCAACAAGUUUCUCAAGGGGCUCGAGCUCCUGCUGCAGCAGGCGGAGUGGACCCAGGAGGACUUUGAGCAGAUCAGGGAGAGGAGCCAGAGCUGCCCCGACAGCUUCCUCUCCUCCAACUCCUUCCACAAUGUCUUCCGGAGGAUCGGGUUUGCGCCUGCGGAGGCCGGGAGAUGGAUGGAGGCGUUCAUGGGCUCGAUUCCAAUCAUUCAUCAUUCAGUGUCCAAGUCCCAGGAGACCAAGAACAUCUGCUCGUGA
This is a messenger RNA of Guillardia theta CCMP2712, 1122 nucleotides long. RefSeq lists its product as hypothetical. Bases 1 to 1122 code for a protein of 373 amino acids. The transcript is spliced from 2 exons. Lineage: Eukaryota; Cryptophyceae; Pyrenomonadales; Geminigeraceae. The record is from RefSeq and is a predicted model, not a curated record.